AUGGAGAUGAGGAGAGGUGCUGAGCGUUUGCUCGUUCUGUCUGACAGGGGCAAUGAUGUUCUCUCUGGGCUGUCUAGACAGCUGGGUGUGAGAAUGAUGCCAACUGGACGAAUCUGGUGGUGUUUGUGGGCUCCGCUUUUGUUACUGGCCCUCACUGCCUGUAUCCCCAGUAAAGCCCAGAGCCAAGUUCCAGCUCCAAGGAGGCUGCGCUUCAAGGUGCUGAGUUCAAGCACACUCCUCAUUUCCUGGAGGGAGCCCAAAGGAGAGGUUGACAGAUACCUGCUUCUCUACAACAGCAUACCAGGUGGUCAGCAGAAGGAAAUCAUUGUGUCCAAAUCUCACACUAAGGUGUUGAUAACAGACUACGAUCCUUCUAAAGGCUACACCUUCAGUAUUAUCGCGGUCAGAGGCAGCGAGCAGAGCAGACCACUUCAGGGCAGAUUUAAAGUGGAUCAGUUUGUGUGCCACAAUGAGGCCAUUGCAGAUAUUGUAAUCCUGGUGGAUGGCUCCUGGAGUGUUGGUCGGGUCAACUUCAGGCUGGUCCGCAUGUUUUUGGAAAAUCUGGUGAACGCUUUUGAUGUUGGCACCGAUAAGACAAGGAUAGUAGCUCUUCCUUCAGUCACCACCCUCAAGCUGUUUAAUGUGACUCAAAGCACCAUGACGGCAAGAUGGGACGACAUAAAUGGAGUUUCAGGCUACACGCUGCUUUAUACCGCUCUGACAGAUGAUGGAAACUUUGAAAAGAAAGAGGUCAAGGUAUCUGACGCCGUAACGGAGCUGGAGCUAGAUGGUUUGAUCCCUGAAACUGAAUAUUCUGUCACUGUUUACGCCAUGCAUGGAGAUCAGACAAGUGACCCCAUCACAAAUCAGGCCUCCACGUUACCACUGAGUCCUCCCAGGAACCUCCAGUUUUCUGACAUCACUGACAACUCUGCCCACAUCAGCUGGGAUCCAGCAUCCAGUGGGGUUAAAGGUUACCACAUCAUGUGGGUCAAGACGGAUGGAACAGUUGCAGAGGAGGCAGAAGUGGGUCCAGUAACCUCCUAUGACCUCAGUGAGCUGAUGUCUUUGAUGGAGUACUCUGUGGCCAUCUUUGCCCUUUACAAUGAAGGCCAGUCGGAGCCGCUCACUGAUGGCUUUACUACCACUCCUGUUCCUGGUCCUCUAAAUCUGCACUCGACUGAUGUCAACGCAGACAGCUUUAGGGUCAGCUGGGAUCACUCAGCAAAUGACAUUGUCCUCUACAGACUUUCCUGGGCGCAACUCACUGGUGGCAACACAAAAGAGGUGGUAUUGAGUGGAAGUGACAAUGAGUACAUCCUCACGGGUCUUAGUCCCUCCACUGAGUAUGAAGUCAUGCUGACGGCCAUCUUCACAGAUAACACGGAGAGUGACACAGUCUCUGUCACAGAGAGGACAAUGGCUAAGACAACAACGGUUUCCUCAACUACGGUGUCACGACAUGCCGUGAAAAAGCUCUAUCUGAGAGAUGAGACCACCCAGAGCUUAGAUGCAUCGUGGGAGUUGGAAGACCCAAAUGUGGAGAACUAUAGAGUGUUCUACGCCAGCCUGAGUGGUGAUCACAAAGAGUCUGUCUUAGUUGGUGGUGGUCAGAAAAGAGCAGUGCUCCAGCCUUUACUCCCAGACACCCAGUACAAAGUGAUAGUCACACCCAUGUACCGCGACGGACAAGACGGCAUCAGUGUCUCUGCAUCAGCUUCAACAUUGCCACUCUCAUCUCCUGAAAACCUUCGUGUGUCAGAGGAAUGGUACAACCGUUUCAGGGUCACCUGGGACCCACCUCAGUCUCCUACAGAGGGUUACAGGAUCAUCUACCAGCCCAUACAUGUUCAAGGUCGUGUUUUGGAGACGACUGUGGUUGAGGAUGUGAACUCCAUCCUUCUUCUUAAUCUACUGAGUGGGACAGAGUACAGUGUUCAAGUGACUGCUUCCUACUCUUCAGGACAAAUGUUCCUUGGCGUAUCUGGCUUGUCAACGUAUCAGGUGCGUUCCAACAGCAUGUGUGUUCAGUGGCAGCCUCUUCUACAUGCUACAUUGUACAGAGUCUCCAUACAGUCUACACUCAAUGGUCAGAGGCAGGAAGUGAACCUGGGAGGUGGAGCUUCCCGGCAGUGUUUCUAUGAUCUCACCCCUGGCAGCCAGUACCAGAUCAGCAUUUACACAGAAGUACAAGAAAUAGAAGGACCCUCUGUAUCCAUCACAGACAUGACAUUACCAGCACCCACUCAGGCUCCGACUGAACCACCCACCACAGAGCAGCUGCCCACGAUCCCACCUGCCAAAGAAGUAUGUAAGGAGGCAAAGGCUGACCUGGUAUUCCUAGUUGAUGGGUCCUGGUCCAUUGGAGAUGACAAUUUCUUGAAGAUCACUCGUUUCCUCUAUAGCACUAUGGGAUCAUUGGAUCUGAUUGGACCAGAUGGCACCCAGGUGGCCAUUGCUCAGUUUAGCGAUGAUGCACGGACAGAAUUCCAGCUGAGUUCCCAUGGCAACAAGGAAGCACUGCUGGAAGCUAUUCAGAAGAUCCGAUACAAAGGAGGAAACACCAAAACAGGUCGUGCCAUCAAACAUGUGAAAGAAUCAAUUUUCACCCAAGAAGCAGGAGCCAGAAGGGGUGUUCCUAAGGUUCUAGUUGUUCUGACUGAUGGACGUUCACAAGAUGAUGUCAACAAAGUGUCAAAGGAGAUGCAAAUGGAUGGCUAUAUCAUCUUUGCCAUCGGCUUUGCGGAUGCAGAUUAUGGGGAGCUGGUGAACAUUGCCAGUAAACCCAUUGAUAGACAUGUAUUUUUUGUGGAUGAUCUGGAUGCAGUAAAGAAAAUAGAAGAGGAGCUUAUUACUUUUGUCUGUGAGGCUGCCACUGCCACUUGUCCAUCUGUUUUGAUGAGCGGUAACACAAUGGCAGGUUUCAAAAUGAUGGAGAAGUUUGGCCUGGUAGAGAAGGAGUACAGCACCAUACCUGGAGUUUCUCUGGAGCCCGGUUCAUUCAACAGCUUCCCCUGCUACAGGUUACACCGGGACGCUCUGGUGUUACAGCCAACAAAGUAUCUUCAUCCUGAAGGUUUACCCUCUGAAUACACAAUUUCUAUGAUGUUUCGCUUGCUUCCUGAAACCCCGCAGGAACCCUUUGCUUUGUGGGAAAUCCUCAACAAGGACAAUAAUCCACUGGUUGGACUAAUCCUUGACAACUCUGGAAAGACGCUGACUUUCUUCAACCACGACUACAAAGGACAUUUUCAAACUGUUACCUUUGAAGGACCAGAAAUCAGAAAAAUGUUCCAUGGAAGCUUUCACAAGCUCCAUGCAACAAUCAGCAAGACAUCAAUAAAGGUGGUGUUGGACUGUUCUGUGGUGGGAGAGAAAUCAGUCUAUGCAGCCGGUAACAUCACCACAGAUGGAGUGGAGAUCCUUGGGAGGAUGGUUCGAUCCAGAGGCAGGCGAGACAGCUCUGCUCCAUUCCAACUCCAGAUGUUUGACAUCAUCUGCAGCACAUCCUGGGCCAGCAGAGAUAAGUGCUGUGAGCUGCCGGCACUGAGGGUUGAGGAGCAGUGCUCUCCUAUGCCUCACGCCUGUACUUGCUCCCAGGACAGCAAAGGACCUCCAGGACCAUCGGGACCACCUGGUGGUCCAGGCAUAAGGGGAGCCAGAGGAGACAGAGGAGAGCCAGGAGUGACGGGACCUCAAGGACCAACUGGAGAAAUUGGCCCUCCAGGACCUUCAGGACCACCUGGUCCUCAAGGACCCAGUGGAAUCUCCAUACAAGGACCUCCAGGGGCUGCCGGGGACAAGGGGGAAAGAGGAGAGACUGGACCUGCUGGACCAAUGGGUGUUGCUGGAAGUCCCGGUUCACCUGGGAGAGAAGGUCCGCCAGGAGUGAGGGUAACAAUGGACCACAGGGACAACAAGGACCUCCUGGACCUGUUGGAGCCCCAGGAGCUCCAGGUGCUCCAGGACCAGGGUCCUGCUGGUACCAAAGGCGAUAAAGGAGAAAGAGGUGAUGUGCAGUCCCAGGCAGCGGUGAGAGCUAUUGCACGGCAAUACCAGGACCACCUGGAGAGCCAGGAAGGAGAGGCCUUCCUGGUCCUCAGGGAGAACAAGGUCCUCCUGGUAGACCGGGCUUCCCCGGUACCAAUGGCCAGAAUGGCCGACCGGGGGACAGAGGUCUGGCUGGACAGAAAGGAGAAAGGGGCAGUCCAGGGAUUGGAAGUCAAGGACCCCGAGGACCACCUGGUCCUCCUGGCCUGCCAGGUGAAGGAAGGACAGGCAGCCAGGGUCCACCCGGUCGUCCAGGUGGCCCCGGAACAGCAGGCAGGCCGGGAAAUCCAGGAGCCACGGGACCAGCCGGUCCGCCAGGAUACUGUGACCAAAACUCGUGUUUGGGAUAUAACGUUGGAGUGCAACAGGACUAUGGGAAUGAUUACUAAGGAGCACUCUCCAAGCAUCGUCCCCCUCCUUCUCCUCGUCCUGAGCUCACCUCCCUUCCUGCCCUGGCAAAUAUGUUUUUAAACCUUUGCAGUCAUUCCUCAAGGCAGCCAUAUUUUACAAGGAAGGAUAAGCACUACUGAAACUCUGUGACAGUUAAAACUUGCAGCAGGGGCUUUUUAAAAUAUAUCUCACUUUGAAGGUUCAAAAUUAUUACAUUACAUAUUAAUUAUAGUGUACACUAGAUUUUUUAAGCUAAUUAUUCUUCAUCUUUUCUGAUUUUGCUGCAAUUUAAAAGCAAGUUGGACUUUCUAAAUAUAUGCCAACAUCGCUUUGUAUCCCAAUUUCUCUUGAGUGGUAAUUUUUAAAAACAUUAUCAACAACACACAUAUAUACAUGAAUCCCUAAAAUUAGUUUAAAUUCAGAUUUAUUAUCAGAUAGAUUCCUUGCUUGAAACACUUAUCGCUCGAUCACAAGAAUUGCUAAUGUACACUGUUUCACGACAAAAGCCCCCUCUACCCCUGCUUCAAGUUCAAAUUUCAUCAAAGCUAAUCACAUCUUUCAAAAACAGAUCAAUCUGUGAAAAGAUGAAUGGCUGAUGCCUUUUUAUUGCUGGACGCCGCCCGUUAUUGGUGCAUCUAACAUUUAUAAAUCUUCGAAAUUUUUUCUGGCUUAAACCGCAUUUCUAUUUACUUUGUCUGGGCAGUCUUUGAAAACUAAUUUGAUAAUCACUAAACAAGAAACGUUAAAGGCUGAAAACCGUUAAACCCCGCUGCAAAGCAGCAUCUCAGUCAGCAUGCCCCCCAUUUCUGCUGUGCCUCUGUCCACGGCUUACACAUUUGCUUUAAGUGGUGGUGGUGUCUAUUGUGGCUGCCGACCCAGAGCUUGCCUUAACCUCACUCCAAUCCAGAAGCACAAAAAUCCCGCUAACCCUAAAUAUUCCCACUGCUCCAGUUCAAUCCUUGCCCCAUGGCGGCUACCAGCCCUACAAUCCUCCACACAGACAGCCGCACAACCCUGCUGCAAUGAGGCACAACACCGGCCAGGGAGGAGGGGAGGAGGAGGAGGAGGAAGAGCAGGACCUUUAUAACCGUGCUUACCCCUCUCAGUACUAUCCACAUCAGACUUCUCAGUUGGCUCAUGGUCACCGUGGUUACCCCCCAAGCCACUCUGAGGAUGUGGAGCUGAGGUCACCAGGUGUUGCCAGGAGGUAUCCCCGUGAUGUCAUGGACGAGAAUGAGGAGGGAGGACUUGAGAGGAAGGACAGACUCACCUUAAGUGCUUGAGCCCUGCAAGCCACAACGUGCACACACACACACGCAUGCAUGCAACAAAUCUGACACUGACACGCACAUAUCUGUCACCACCCAUCCGAAACUGGUAAGAGCCCCCUUUCCUGCACCUCCAGUGGGUAUCACUACCAGAGGAGAAAUCGUGUAAAUAUCUCUGUGGAUUCUUGUAUGAUAUAUUUGUAUAAGGGUGGUCCGAAAAGUGCCUGAUCUAUGUUAUCCCUGUUCAGUGGUUAAUGUAACAAUAUUACCCGUUCCUUCCAUUUUACAAAUGCUUUCUUGGAAUAAGCUUUUCAUUUGCUGUGUCAGGCUGCAUGUCUCCUUUGAACCGGCCAACAAAUGCGUAACUGGACACAUGUUUUCUGUUUCUUGUUUUGGUUGUAACUAAUCUGAGCACUGCACAGUUAAAAAUCGCAUUAAAAAGCAUGCAGUAUUUGUUCGGGCUUUUAUAAUGAAUCUAUGUCCCUGAGCCCGAGUUAGAGACUGAGGCACCUGUGAAGUGCAGGACCAAACACCGCAACAACUUUUAAAACUUUGAAAUUGGGAACUGUUACAAUGUGUCCUGCAACUUAAUUCUGUCACAAAGCCGGCUGAUUUAUGUUUUAGGUUUUUUAUGCUGAAACUAAUGAACAAAUGUUAAUUUGUGUCUAGUCUUGCCACCCACAUUCUCCUUUUCUUGGGCAGAUUUGGGCUCACUUACUGUGGAAGAUAUGAGGUAGCUGUUCAUAAAACUAAUGUGAAAAUUGUUCCUCUUCUACAAUGCAGUUCUAACAAAAAAACAAAACAAA
This is a messenger RNA of Menidia menidia (Atlantic silverside), 6514 nucleotides long. The record is from the annotation of a GenBank genome assembly. NCBI's taxonomy places the organism in Eukaryota, Metazoa, Chordata, Actinopteri, Atheriniformes, Atherinopsidae.